AUGUCAGAACGUCAAGCACAAGAGUUAUUGCAACAAGCCGACAAGCGAUUAAACAGCUGGUCAUGGUUUGGAGGUGGCAACAAAGAAGAAGAAGCAGCUGAAUUGUAUGAGAAAGCCGGCAAUACGUUCAAGCUAGCACAGCGCUGGAACGAUGCCGGUGAAGCCUUUACAAAAGCUGCACAGCUCUUCAUGAAAACAUCCGAUACCCUGUAUGACGCAUCCAAAGCCUAUGAAAGUGCAGCCAAAUGCUACAAAAAGAAUCAACCUGAAAUGGCGAUUUCUAUGCUUGACAGCGCUAUCAAGAUUGACAAGGAAGGUGCCCAUUUCCGAAAUGCUGCAAAGCAUCAUCAAGAAAUUGCAGAGAUCUAUGAAUCCGAUUUGAUUGAUUUACAAGGUGCCAUGUACAACUGGGAACAAGCUGCAACAUUGCACAUGGCUGAUGAUCAGCAAGCGAUGGUGAACAAAUGUCUUCUCAAGGUGGCCCAUUUUGCAGCACAAUUAGAGCAAUACGAUAAGGCGAUCGAGAACUUGGAGACAGUGGCUACAGCAUCGGCUGACAACCAAUUAACCAAAUGGUCCAUCAAAGAGUAUUUCUUGAAAGCUGGCUUGUGCCACCUAUGUACAGGGGACCUCGUACGGACUCGACAAGCUCUAGACAAGUAUUGCAAUAUGGACAUGUCAUUUGAGAACACGCGUGAAUACAAGUUCUUAGUGGGUAUCCUUGACUGCGUUGACAAUGGCGACGUUGAAUUGUUCACUCAAAAAGUAUUUGAAUUCGACCAAUUGACCAAGUUGGAUCACUGGAAGACCACGAUUCUAUUACGCAUUAAGAAAUCUAUGGAUGAAGAGCCAUCGCUUCUUUAA
Lichtheimia ornata is the source of this 864-nucleotide messenger RNA. RefSeq lists its product as uncharacterized. The record is from RefSeq and is a predicted model, not a curated record. Lineage: Eukaryota; Fungi; Mucoromycota; Mucoromycetes; Mucorales; Lichtheimiaceae. The coding region runs from base 1 to 864 and encodes 287 amino acids. Gene Ontology annotation, cellular component: vacuolar membrane; SNARE complex. Gene Ontology annotation, molecular function: soluble NSF attachment protein activity; syntaxin binding. Gene Ontology annotation, biological process: intracellular protein transport; SNARE complex disassembly. The transcript is spliced from 6 exons.